AUGGGAGAUUUCCGGUCGUCUUUCCGAACCUACGGUGGUGACCGGAAGCUGGAGAUAGUGAACGGUAAAGUUUUCAGCGCCAACCAAAUCUAUGUGUCUCGGCCGAGUUCGCCAGAUCCGCCACCGCUUCCGCCGCGCAUAAACAGAGGAAGUAAGAGCUCGUCGUCUUCGUCAAAGAAGUCGUGGAGUUUCAACGAUCCCGAUAUGAAGAGGAGAAAACGAAUAGCUAAAUACAAACUCUACACCGUCGAAGGGAAGGUCAAAUCUUCUUUCAGAAGAGGCUUUCGUUGGCUCAAGAACAAAUGCUCCGAGAUCGUUCACGGUAUCUAA
Telopea speciosissima is the source of this 330-nucleotide messenger RNA. RefSeq lists its product as uncharacterized. NCBI's taxonomy places the organism in Eukaryota, Viridiplantae, Streptophyta, Magnoliopsida, Proteales, Proteaceae. The coding region runs from base 1 to 330 and encodes 109 amino acids. The record is from RefSeq and is a predicted model, not a curated record. The transcript has a single exon.